Salpingoeca rosetta is the source of this 3246-nucleotide messenger RNA. RefSeq lists its product as uncharacterized. Lineage: Eukaryota; Choanoflagellata; Craspedida; Salpingoecidae. The record is from RefSeq and is a predicted model, not a curated record. The transcript has 25 exons. The coding region runs from base 1 to 3246 and encodes 1081 amino acids.
AUGUCGAAGCCAGUGUUUGUUGAGGAGCUGCAUACGGAUGUGGCUGAUGUCGUCGCAUUUCACCCAACGUUCGACGUAUUCACACAGCAUCUGCAAGCUGCUGGCUAUUCUUCAGCGGAUUGCACGUUUACCUUUGGCGGCCGUGAAGUUACUCUCAAGGAGAAUUCAUGGCCCUUUUUUGUGCACCAAUACCAAACAGACAGCAAGACAGCUUUGCACGUGUCUCGUGUCACUCGAGUGACUCGGCGCUUCGCGUCGUCCUCAGCCCAGCCACAAGGUGACCAAGCUGUAGACCCAGACGUGCCCCUCCCCAAGAAGGCAAAGAGACCAGGAGAAACGCACAAGGCUGUCACCCUUGCGCGCGCAGUGCUGCGAUCCCGCGCCCACGGAGUGAAAAUCAUGGGCGGAGACUACGCGUACGAACUGUCCAAAGCACAGCUUACAAUCGGCACACACGAGUGCGUGUUUGUACAACUUGUUGCUGAUGCACUCUUUGAACACGAUGCCAUGCGAAGGACGUGGUCUUUAGUACGCGACAAGCUGGUGGUCAUUCCAGUGAUGCGCAUACCAGAGUGGCAAACGCUGGUGGCAGCCAAGCACAAGUUGGAAUGCGAUAUCCCCGUUGCGGUCGCCAUGGCAGAUCUAUCGGCACAGUUCACGUGGCACGACGGAGCAUCACAUAUGGUGCAACACCUUGAGGUACUGGCUUGCGAUGGGAUGGCAACUCAACGCUCUCCGGACACACCUGUGGACACGCCUGCAGAGCCGUCAUCAUCCAGCGUGACCACGUUGCAUGUGACAGAUCCGCAUGAGCACGGUGCAACCCUGGACCCGGAUGAACACACUGAUUCAGGCCAGGCCCUACCUGUUCUUGCAAAACAACGUGCGGAACGGAUUCAGAAGAUUGGCGACCUUCAGCAGUUCAGCGACAUGAAAAAGGCGCGAGAUCAUGCCAGCACUUGCACCAACAAGACAGCGAGAUCCGGGCCAGGCACGUCCUUGCAAGACAUUCGUGUCUCACUGGCACGUGUUAGAAAAGCACAAGAUACGCCGAGCAUUGACACUGCACAGUUGACCAAGUUCAUCGAUUGCGAACAAUGGGCUGAAGCUGGACCACCAACAGCAGAUGAUAUUGAGCAGUCAUAUGGGGGCAUGUGUAAUGCGCUCGAAUUGUCGCUAAGACUUGGCAUCCUCCCGCACGAUGAGAAGUGGACGGUGCAGUGUCCUGCCCGAUUGCAGUCAACUACACAUCUCACCUUCGAGGGCCUCAACAGUGAUGGAUUCAGAGUCGAGUCAGCUUACCUGGCAGCAGAGCUGUUGAUGGCAGAUAUUCCUGACGCGGUUACAGCUCACCAGCUCUAUCCGGACCCAAUUGACUACAAGUCGUCCUCAUCUGCCACCCGUUCCCCUUAUUCCUUCAUCACAUCGACGUGCAUCGGGAUGAAAUACGAUCUUGUUGUCGACAAUGAAGUAGCUUUCCUCGUGAAGCGCUCCGAUCCUUCAGUUCGCACUGAAACAUCAGCUCGUGGCGUAAAGAGCGCAUGCUUACUCAGUGGCACAUCAAAUUGGCUGCUGUUGUGUUCCACGGGAAUCCUCAAGAUGUCACACACAGGAAAAAUCACCACGUUGAAAGUCGAGAGCACCCUGUCCACGCUAGAUCAUAUCCACUUCCAUUCUGCAAGCGAAGGGUUGGCGGUGUCAGGCAAGGCGGUUGGACGCUGUGUUAUUGAAGGAGAUACCAUCCGUGUUACGGAUGUUGAGCUCUUCUCAAUCACGAUUCGAGAAGCUGUCAGGUGUGGAGACAUGAUUUACUUAGCGACAGACAAUGGAUUGAUGAAGUGUCAGGACGAGCAGCAGAGCACACCAUUUAUGGAAAAAAGAAAGAAGGACUGCACGCUGCAGGAAGCAAUAGCACACGUCCGUGAUGUGCAUGAAUACACGGUUGACCAAUACGAGCAGCAACUACAAAUUACCGCAGGCACUUCAAGCCCGGAGUCACUGCAAGGGCCAGGUGACAGAACAGCGUCAAAGGAGCUCUAUGCACGGGUCAGAGAAGUCAUUGGCGACAAAACAGUUGUGUCGCGGAUCCGAGGACUCAAGAAGCAGCGACCUGGCACAAAACCAGCCCUGAGAACUCAAGUGGAAUUUCAGAGCGCGUCUACAGGACUACAAAGGACGACAGACGACGACGACAAGGACAACGACAGCACCCUAGUUAACACUUCAACGACCACUGUUCCUGAAGCUGACGAUGAGGAUGAUGAUGGUGGCUUGAACGACAGUACCGUGUCCUUGAGCGCGUGCCAUCACCGUCAGGCCGCUGACAUUGUCAUCACCGCUGUCAGACGGUGGUCGGUGCCAUGCACGAGCAUGGAGACAGUGAGCCAGCUCGUGGUCUCCAGCGUGGUGGCUGGAAUGUGCACUGAGGGCUGCACUGGCACGUCGUGCACGACAGCUUCUCAUCCCACUGACAGCCACGGGCAUUGCACCUUUGCUGCCAGCACGUGGCCCCACCUCAACCUGCCACAUCAUCAUCACUGCCAUCCGUCACUGCACGCUGCCGGUUUCAAGCAGCUCACUGCGCUGGACGCUGUUGGCUCGUGGACCACCACACCCGGCAGCAAGGAGGCGGCCAUCGUGUUUCUGGUUCGCAUGCAUGUGCUGGCCAACGUGGCGCAGGAGCGGUUCUUGGACUACGACAACGACUCUGUGCCGUUUAUGAAGAACAUUCUCCAGCACGCGAACGACAGGCAAUACCGCAUGCUGCGCGGCCUGUGGGCGUGUUUGUUUGCAAGGACAUCCAGCGCCGCCCAGAUUGAGGAGGAUGAUCCACAACCCACAUACAUCCACACAAGGGUGCCCGGCUCCCGCGCAUCCCCCAACUCCGGCGCGACCGAGAACUGCAUCUCCGUCUUUGUCAAGAUUGCACAUGGCCUCUCAGAGAUGCUGACACAUCUGCUUGACUGGCUGUCUAUUACAGAAGACGACGAUGAGGCAAAGUACAUCUUCACAUGCCUCGUCGAGGUCCUCCAAGCUCGGCAAGAUCCACGCGUGACCGCGCCUGAGAGCCCGGUGAUUGGCACACCCGCGGCCGCCGUCAACGAGCCCCACUGCCCAGGGCAUGUACACAGCCUCAUUAACAUGCAGGAUUCGCCUGCCCACGGUGUGUUGGGGCAGUUGAUGCAGGAUCCACAGGUGCACGCCCGCGUGCAGUGCGCUGUUGAGGCGCUUAGCUCGUCCGCGUAG